Molecule: messenger RNA, 6541 nt
Organism: Larimichthys crocea (large yellow croaker)
Lineage: Eukaryota; Metazoa; Chordata; Actinopteri; Sciaenidae
Gene: man2a2
Product: mannosidase, alpha, class 2A, member 2
Exons: 23
Coding region: 969-4427 (1152 amino acids)
Biological process (GO): mannose metabolic process; N-glycan processing; protein deglycosylation
Cellular component (GO): Golgi membrane
Molecular function (GO): alpha-mannosidase activity; carbohydrate binding
Source: RefSeq, a predicted model, not a curated record
GACCGAUGCGCAGCUCCUCUCCUCCCAGAAGCCUUUGCAGCAGCUCAGUGGCGCUAGCUGCUAGGCUAGCUGGUCCAGUCGCUGAUCUGUCAGCUCACCCCGCUGGACUCUCACUCCUCCGGAUCGCUCCUUUCAUGGCUGAAGAAGGCCCUCUGAUGUGAGUUCAACUUGGCGCUUGUGAUCAAGGACGGACAGACGGAGACAGACGCGCUGCCCAUGCCACCGCAGUAGAUGUGCUGUCACAACGCUCCUGAGAGAAGAGUGACAUUUGUCUUGGUUUUUUAAUUCCUGGAGCUGCUUCACGCAGGAGUAUUUUUUAAAAAAAGUUGCUGCUCUAAGCCAAGUGUGUCUUUUUCUCAGCCUGUUUCUUUGGACUGUCACGGCUUAGUGUGCAAAACGGCUAUGGCACUGGAGGCCAAGUGAGCAAAAGGACUGUACUGGAGGAUUAGACUGUGAUGUGGGAGUGGGGACUGGACCAGGAGAGCAGGCCCACAGCGACGCACAUCAUGCCGCAGGGACACUAGGGUCCCUGUUUGAGCCCCUUCUGUGUGGCGCUUGUUUUUUUUUUUUUUCGGUUUGGAUGGUUGAGCACAACAAGGGCUACUUUGAAGGAGCCCACCGGUGGCUGUGGUUUGGCCAAAGCUGACAGACUGCUUGCCAGCUAUUGCUGAUUUAGUACCCUUGUCCACUGCUGCCACUGCUCUGUAGCCCUCUUCGAUGUGGUCUCCAGUAUGGUGAGUGGAGGCUGGAGGCGUCGUAGGAGUGGAGCUGAACCAUUAAUACUGGUGUAGCUGAUUUACUCUCCGUCAUUUUGUCUGCGCUGUGAAGGGUUGCGCUUAAGUUUUCAAGGACUUUUUUUUUUUUUUUUUUUUUCCUUUCCCUCUGUCCUGGGGAGAAAAAAAACCCUAUCACACUCAAGGUCAUUUUUUAAAAUUCAAACCACGGAAAGAAGACCGCUCCAGAGGAGGAUGAAGCUGAGGAAACAGGUGACAGUGUGUGGAGGGGCCAUAUUCUGUGUGGCUGUAUUCUCACUGUAUCUGAUGUUGGAUCGAGUCCAGCAUGAUCCUGCAAGGCGGCAGAAUGGCGGGAACUUUCCACGGAGCCAAAUCUCAGUUCUGCAGAACCGGAUAGAGCAGCUGGAGCAGCUCCUGGAGGAAAACCACCAAAUCAUCAGCCAUAUAAAGGACUCUGUGAUGGAGCUCACAGACACAGGAGCUGUGUCUCCCAGUGGCCACCUGCCAUUCAGAAGUGCCAAUGGUUCCUGGGUGCUACCCUUCGAUGGCCGUCCCACUUUCCUCGCUGUCAAGCCCCAGGAUUGCCAGUUUGCCGCAGGCAGCCAUGGUCAAGCUGACGUUCAAAUGCUGGAUGUGUACUCCAUCCUCAAGUUUGACAACCCUGAUGGCGGAGUGUGGAAACAGGGCUUUGACAUUACUUUUGAGCCUGAUGAGUGGGAUAAUGAACCGCUACAGGUGUUUGUGGUCCCCCACUCCCACAAUGAUCCAGGUUGGAUCAAGACCUUUGACAAGUACUUCACAGACCAGACGCAGCAUAUUUUAAACAACAUGGUGGUGAAGCUGGCCGAAGAUCCUCGCAGGAAAUUCAUCUGGUCUGAGAUUUCAUUUUUCUCCAAGUGGUGGGAGACUGCAGACAUACACAAGCAGGAGGCUAUGCGCAAACUGAUCCUUGGAGGGCAACUAGAGAUUGUGACAGGAGGCUGGGUGAUGACGGAUGAAGCCAACGUUCACUACUUUGCCAUGAUCGACCAGCUCAUCGAAGGCCAUCAGUGGCUAGAGAGAAAUCUAGGCAUAACUCCUCGCAGCGGGUGGGCGGUGGACCCUUUUGGUCACAGCGCCACGAUGCCCUAUCUGCUGAAGAGAGCCAACCUGACCAGCAUGCUCAUCCAGAGGGUCCACUACUCCAUCAAAAAACACUUUGCCUCCACCCGGAGCUUGGAAUUUAUGUGGAGGCAGGCCUGGGACACUGGAUCCAGCUCAGACAUGUUUUGCCACAUGAUGCCAUUCUACAGCUACGAUGUGCCCCACACCUGCGGGCCCGACCCGAAGAUCUGCUGCCAGUUUGAUUUCAAGAGGUUACCGGGCGGUCGCAUAAACUGUCCCUGGAAAGUGCCACCGAAAGCUGUGGUGGAGGCCAAUGUGGCAGAGAGGGCACACCUGCUCCUGGAUCAGUACCGUAAAAAAUCCAAACUCUACCGCAGCAAAGUACUUCUUGUCCCUCUGGGAGAUGACUUCCGCUAUGACAAGGCCCUGGAGUGGGAUCAGCAGUACAUGAACUACCAGAAGCUGUUUGACUACAUGAAUACUCACCCAGAGCUGCACGUACAAGCUCAGUUCGGGACCCUCUCAGACUACUUCAACGCUGUAUACAAAGCGCACGGCGUGGCUCAGGGAUCCCGACCCUCUGACUUUCCAGUGCUGAGCGGAGAUUUCUUUGCCUACGCGGACCGUGAAGACCACUACUGGACCGGCUAUUUCACCUCCCGACCCUUUUACAAGAGUCUGGACCGUGUGAUCGAGUCGCACCUCAGGGGUGCGGAGAUCCUCUACAGCCUGGCAGUUGCGAACGCUCGGCACGCUGGCAUGGAAGGACGCUAUCCAGUCUCAGAUUAUGCCCUGCUGGUGGAUGCGCGGCGGUCUGUUGCCCUCUUCCAACAUCAUGACGCGAUUACCGGCACAGCGAAGGAGAAUGUUGUCAUCGACUACGGCACCAGAUUACUGCGUUCACUCAUCGGUCUGAAAAGAGUAAUCAUCAAUGCUGCUCAUUUCCUGGUGAUGAAGAACAAAGAAUUUUAUCGCUUUUACCAAACGGAACCCUUCUUGGAGACGGAUGACAGGCGUGCUACUCAAGACUCUCUUCCUCAGCGCACUUUAAUCGAACUGGACCCAGCAGGACCGAGGUAUUUGGUUCUGUUCAACCCCAUCGAGCAGGAGCGACUGUGCGCGGUGACCGUGUUGGUCAACACGGUCAGGGUGCGCGUGCUCACAGAGGACGGACAGACCCUCCCUGUGCAGCUGAGUGCUCAGUGGAGCUCUGCUAGUCAAAUGAGUGCGGAGGUAUUCGAGGCAACAUUCAUGGUUCGUCUGCCGCCUCUGGGUCUCGCCGUGUUCCACGUUUACGACUCUCCUGAUUCGCCCAUGACACUGCGCUCUGACACCCUGCUCAGGCUGUCCGGUCGGGGGGUCACCGCUCGAGCCUCGGACCCACUUCCUGUCCGCUCACAGCAGUCCGACUCUCAGACCUUCUACAUCAGCAGUCAGACUCUCACGCUUGGCUUCUCUGGAACCACCGGCCUGCUGGAGAGUAUCAAGCGUAAGGACGAUCCUCAGGAAGUGAAGGUUCAGAUGCAGUUUGUGGUCUAUGGCACUCGUCCCUCUAAAGACAAAAGUGGAGCUUACCUCUUCCUACCCGAUGGAAAAGCAAAGCCCUACAACCAGAAAGAGCCUCCCGUAGUGCGCGUCGUGGAGGGGCCUCUUUUCUCUGAGGUGGUGGCACACUACCAGCAUUUCCAGCAAACCAUUCGCAUACACAAUGUGCCAGGUGUGGACGGGUUGUCUAUCGACAUCACCACCAUGGUGGACAUCAGAGAUCAGACCAAUAAAGAGCUGGCAAUGCGACUGGUCACCGACAUCCAGAGCGGAGACGUCUUCUACACAGAUCUCAACGGCUUCCAGAUGCAGCCUCGACGCCACUACCUAAAACUCCCCCUGCAGGCCAACUUCUAUCCCAUGCCGAGCCAGGCGUACAUCCAGGACAGUCAUCACCGCCUCACGCUGCACACAGCUCAGUCUCUGGGUGUCAGCAGCCUGGAGAGUGGACAUCUUGAAGUGAUUAUGGACAGACGGCUGAUGCAGGAUGAUAAUCGUGGGCUGGGUCAGGGCCUGAAGGACAACAAGAAGACUGGCAACCGUUUCCGACUGCUGCUGGAGAGGAGAUCCACGGGCAACAAGAUGACGGACAGCGCGACAAAUAGCUUCCCAUCCAUACUCAGUCACACGACCAACGCCUUCCUAAACCACGAGGUCUUGCCGCUGCCCGUCCUGCCCAAAAGACGCGGCAUCCCUCCUCUGCAGACCUUCGCCCCUCUCAAGUCCAUCCUGCCCUGCGACUUCCACUUGGUGAACCUGCGCAGCAUCCAGAGCCAGCAGGAUCCCCACUCUCCAUCUCCGUACACAGCGAUGAUUCUUCACCGUCUGGCACUGGACUGUGGCCUGGAGGCUCAGAACCUGGGCUUCAACUGCACCACCACACAGGGACAGCUGAGCGUGUCAGGAUUAUUCAAGAACUUGGACCUGCAGCUGCUUCAGCCCAUGUCCCUGACUCUGAUGGACUCCAGCACGCCUCUGGCCAACGACUCCACAAUCAGCUUGGAUCCCAUGGAGAUCUCCGCGUUUAAGCUCAAACUGCGCUAAGAUACUUUUUUUUUUUUUUGAACCAAAAGAGGCAAUACAAACCUCACCCAGACUCCAUGGACCAAGAACCAAGGCCUAUGUCGGGCCACAGACUGGCAACAGAGGGGUCUGGGGGGGUGGGGGUCUCUCUGUCUUGUCAAGCAGAACCACAAACACUACAGCUCGGAGAAGAAGGCUCUACUGUAACAGGACAGACUGCACAGCAGGGGGCAGACGAUAGCUGUUACCGUGGACGUCUCCGACAGCAGCAAAACCCCGGUGAACUUGCAGCCGUUCUAAAACAUGAAAGACUGCCAGAACAGCUCAUCAGAUACAAUCUGUUUGUCUCUGUAUUCGAAAAUGAAAUCUCAUUUAGUUCUGCUUUGUAAGAACUUGUGUCUUUUUCUAUCUAUGCUCCAUCCUGGACUGAACUACUGAAUGUAAAUAUCCCAAAUGAUGAUGGGGGAGGGAGGGCUGGGACUCGUGCCACUUCAGAGUGCAAUUUACAAAGCUUUAUUUGGUGUCUGGGGUUUUUUUUGUUUUUUGUUAUGUACGCAGUGAAGAAGACAUGCAACACAGCAUUUCCUGUUCCUGUUUUGUUUUUUUCUGACAGACUCGAAUGCAGCAAAGCGAUUGUGUGGUCCCUUCAUCUCAACUUGUAAGGACACCCAAGCUGCUGGUCUUUUAAAGCCAUUGUAUGUCUUUAGUCCAAGAGUCCCACGUCGGCCACUAUCCGAUAACAAUGUGAUCAUUAAUCACAUCAGAUGAGCGUUUACCUUCUGUAUGCUGUUCCUGCUUGUAGAUAGUCCGACGACUUUCUUUCCUCCACUUCUUUUCCGCUCUUCCCUGAGCUUCCUCUUUGCUGAUUAGAAAACCGUGGAGGGUUUGUGCAGUCGAAAGCCACCUGUCCGUCAUUCCUGUGCUCGUACUUCACUGCUGAGAAGGUAUAUGCCGUAUGCAGUAGAAGACUAGACAAAGACUAUACCUCAUAUAUACCAUACUGCAGAUAUCAGUGUGUGUAUCGGUAGAGUAUGUUGAUGUGAAUACUUGAGGGGUUAUUUGGGGAGGGGGUGUAUUGAGGUUACAGUGUGUACUAUCAGGGACCAUUCAUAGUACUGUUAGGUGUCAUCCAUCAGUUUGUAUGUCUGUUUAAAGCACGGGGUCAUGUUAUUGCAGGACAAAGAGGAGCGUUCAAUAAAGACCAGAACGGAAAUUAAAGGAGCAGUUCACCCAAAUUCUGAAAUUAGGCACAUUUGCUCCAGUGGUAUCCGACUAUGCAGAUAGAUUUGGUUUUGAUAUUACACUAGAGCGGCUGCUAAUGAUUGUGAAAAAUGCUCAUUAUGAUUCCCCAGAAAGCAAGGUUAUGUUUUAAUCACUUUGUUUGUUCAAACAGCAACCCAAAACCCAGAGUUAUAAAAAUUUGCCGAAAAUUGGUGAGUGAAAGGUGAAACAUUACUCAUUAGAGGACCCGAAACAAAGAAUAUUUUGCAUUUUCACUUGGUAAACGAUGAUCCGAAUUGUUGAUCUAAUUCUUGUGCAGCACUUUAUCUUGUCUUUUGAGUUUUCUACUACCACACCACUACGUUGAAGCUGAAUGGAAUUUCAUUUUUGGUGCUCUGUGCAUGAAAAUGUUUCAUUAAAAGUGACAGCAGCUGGUCUUUCCUGGAAAAAAAAGUGUCUCUGUCACUCUGAAUCACCCGCAGACCUCUCACAAACUACUCAGAAAGAUCCAAUCCCUUACUACAGACUUAUUCUGAGCGGUAGUGUUCACACUGUGAUAAGAUUAAAUAUGCAAAGAACAGACAGUAUGCCUCUUAAAGAAAUGCUUUUUUUCUUGCAGUGUGCUGCUGUUAUUUAACAAUGCCUUUGCAGAGAGGGAACGGAGGAGCCGCUCACAGCUGCACAACAUUAACUGUGAAUGGUGAGCCUCAGGAACACUGCAGUAACUCAAGUCAGUUUAUGUGUAAUUGGCAGUGUCACUAAAGUCACAGGUUGGUGCAUGGACUGCAUCUAUUCCUGCUUGGAUAACUAUAUAUAACAGUAUAUUACAUUAUAAAUGUUGGUAUAUAGUAAAUCUAACUAAUCUAAUUAGUACGUGGUGUGGAAUUGAGACAAAGCAAUAAUCUGUGAAAAAA